AUGGGUAAGCUCGGAAUUGCAAGGGAAACAAUCUGUCCUGAAGAGUCAUCGCCAAAAAAUGGCCAGAAGGUGGCCCACGCAACGUUGGAACUUCGCAGGAAAAUUUUCUUUGGACAACUAAAGUACCGCCGGAGAUUUUUCACUGGGAUUUGGUCGCCGGACAGUGACUACUCUUGUGGUAGUUGUAUUGUGAUUGAAGAUGCAUUAGCCGGAGUACAAGCUGCCAAAGCUGCGAAAAUGAGAUGUAUCGCUGUGACGACAACUCUGUCAGAAGAUACUCUAAAAGCAGCGGAGCCAACACUCAUCAGAAAGGAGAUAAGCAAUAUAUCAAUUGAAGAUAUCCUCAAUGGUGGUGGCUCUGGUAGCCAUAAUGUGAUGGUGCAGGAAUCCCAAUCCAUUAUUGAUCUAGCUGUUUCUUCCCCUGAAUCCAAUAGGACAGAGAGUAUUGCAGAUAAUUAUCCAACCAGUGGUGCUGUAUCUUCAGUUGGAGGGGUGCAGGUUACGAGACGCGAUGUUGUAAGAUAUGGAAGUUUAGGAAUUGCUGCAUCCUGUCUGCUCUUCACCAUUACAAACUGGAAGGCAAUGCAGUAUGCAUCUCCAAAAGCUAUCUGGAACUUGUUAUUUGGCACAGGCAGUCCUCCUUUUGAACAGAAAGAAGAUGCAUCCCGUUCGCAGAGGAUUCAACAAUUUGUAGACUAUAUUUCUGAUGUGGACGCCAGGAAAUCUACGGCUAUUGUGCCUGAGUUCCCAUCUAAACUUGAUUGGCUGAAUACAGCCCCCCUUCAGCUACGCAGGGAUUUGAAAGGAAAAGUGGUUCUUUUGGACUUCUGGACUUACUGCUGCAUUAACUGUAUGCAUGUACUGCCAGAUCUGGAGUUUCUAGAAAGAAAAUAUAAAGAUAUGCCUUUUGUUGUUGUGGGGGUGCAUUCGGCAAAGUUUGAUAACGAGAAGGACCUUGAAGCCAUCCGCAGUGCUGUAUUGCGCUAUGGAAUUACUCAUCCAGUUGUUAAUGAUGGAGAAAUGAAUUUAUGGCGGGAAUUAGGUGUAAAUUCAUGGCCAACGUUUGCUCUUGUCGGGCCAAAUGGCAAACUCUUGGCACAAUUAGCUGGUGAAGGUCAUAGAAAGGAUCUUGAUUAUUUAGUCGAGGCUGCUCUUCUGUUCUAUGGUAGGAAGAAGCUCUUGGAUAGCACACCCAUUCCCUUGCGCUUGGAGAAAGAUAAUGAUCCCCGCUUAUUAACAUCUCCUUUAAAGUUCCCUGGUAAGCUGGCAGUUGAUAUCCUCAACAACCGGCUAUUUAUUUCAGACAGCAAUCAUAACCGAAUAGUAGUAACUGAUCUAGAAGGAAAUUUUCUAGUCCAAGUUGGAAGCACAGGAGCAGAGGGUCUUCGUGAUGGUAACUUUGAUGAUGCCACAUUCAAUCGGCCGCAGGGUCUGGCUUACAAUGCGAAGAAAAACCUCUUAUAUGUGGCAGAUACUGAAAACCAUGCUUUAAGGGUCAUUGACUUUGUGAAUGAGACAGUACGAACCCUUGCUGGAAAUGGAACAAAAGGUUCUGAUUAUGAAGGAGGAGGAACUGGAACUGCACAGCUUCUCAACUCUCCCUGGGAUGUCUGUUUUGAACCUGAGAACGGAAUUAUUUACAUUGCAAUGGCCGGUCAGCAUCAGAUCUGGGUGCACGAGACAUCAGAUGGAGUUACAAGAGCUUUCAGUGGGAAUGGUUUUGAGAGAAAUCAGAAUGGUUCAAGCUCAACAAACACAUCAUUUGCACAACCUUCUGGGAUUUCAUUAUCACGUGAUCUAAAGGAGGCAUAUAUUGCUGAUAGUGAGAGUAGCUCCAUUCGGGCAGUUGAUCUAAGAACUGGAGGUUCAAGAUUACUGGCUGGUGGUGAUCCAAUAAUGGCGGAAAACUUGUUUAGGUUCGGAGACCAUGACGGAAUAGGCUCUGAAGUUCUUCUUCAACAUCCAUUAGGUGUUUUAUGUGGAAAGUCUGGCCAAAUUUAUAUUGCAGAUUCUUAUAAUCACAAGAUUAAGAAAUUAGAUCCAGUUAGUAGAAGGGUGACUACAUUAGCUGGUGUUGGUCAAGCUGGUUUCAAAGAUGGAGCGGCAGUGGCAGCUCAGGUUGGAAAGAGUUCAUAUAUCUUUUCUUACUUAUAUUGUGUCCUGGAUACUAGUGCUACACUAAUUGGCACAUAGACACUCGAUAACAUUAGCAUGGAAUUGAGUAACAGUAUCACCGCAUAGACCAUAUUAUUUCUCCAAAAUGAUGGACAUAAUAUGAUAAUAAGCUUCUGGAAGGUGAACGUUUUAAAUCUUUAGCAUUUUACUUGUUAAAUCUGUGGUUGCAUGUGUAAAUAACCUCUUUAGUUAUAAGGCCCUUGUUUUCUCAAAAAAAAAGUUAUAAGGCCCUUGUACAAGUGCAACAUCCCUUCACCCCUUUUUCU
Molecule: messenger RNA, 2441 nt
Organism: Nicotiana tabacum (common tobacco)
Lineage: Eukaryota; Viridiplantae; Streptophyta; Magnoliopsida; Solanales; Solanaceae
Source: RefSeq, a predicted model, not a curated record